This is a messenger RNA of Sinocyclocheilus grahami, 1234 nucleotides long. RefSeq names its product cyclic AMP receptor-like protein A. Gene Ontology annotation, molecular function: G protein-coupled receptor activity; cAMP binding. The record is from RefSeq and is a predicted model, not a curated record. The coding region runs from base 143 to 1201 and encodes 352 amino acids. Lineage: Eukaryota; Metazoa; Chordata; Actinopteri; Cypriniformes; Cyprinidae. Gene Ontology annotation, cellular component: plasma membrane. The transcript has 14 exons. Gene Ontology annotation, biological process: adenylate cyclase-activating G protein-coupled receptor signaling pathway; cell surface receptor signaling pathway.
GUGAAGCGGAGGCGUCACCGCGUUUCGUCUCGCUGUCUUGUUUGUCCCUCUGCGCACUCCUUACGUGUCAAUGUGGCUGUGUUGUUCUCAUGAUGUGUGCACUCCACAUCAAACUCUUAGUUAAUAAAAAGAAAGAAUAAUUAUGGGAGAUGAGCAUCCACUUCAGGGUAACAACACUAGCAGCUCCCGCGGUACUUUCUGCAACGCAGUGCCCGAUGAUUAUCAAUGUGAUGUGAUUCUUAAGGUGAAAAGAGCCACAGGGACAUUUUCACUAGUGGCAUGCCUUUUCAUGCUGUUUGCAAUAUGGCUGUUCCGCCGAUAUAACUCUUUGGCUCAGAAAAUGAUAUUCAAUCUGACAGUAGCUGCAGCUUUUGACAGUGUUGCUUAUGUUAUGGGAGAGUCUCAUGCAGAGGGGUCUCUGUGUAAUUUUCAAGCCUGGUGGCUCACAUAUUUUGACUGGACCGCACUGAUGUGGGUUUGUCUUAUUACAUUUAAUCUGUACCUGAACCUGGUGAGAGAAAUCAGAACUGAACCUUAUGAAAUACCGUAUCAUUUGGUGGCAUGGGGGGUUCCUCUGCUCAUGUCCACCCUCCCCCUGAUGGCUGGAUACUACGGCCCCGCUGGAGCCUGGUGUUGGAUCACAGAUAAUCAUGUCGGGUGGAGGUUUGGCAUAUGGUACAUUCCUCUGUUUAGCCUGAUUAUCCUCAUGACCUGCUGUUAUGCUCGAAUCAUCUGUGUGGCCAACGAGAGGAUGCGUUCCUGGUUAGGCACCUUUAACCCAGAAAGAGAGAGGAGGAAGAUCUCUCUAGCUGAAGAGAUCAGACCGUUGAAGUGGUAUCCCUCUGUCUAUCUGCUCGUCUCUAUCUUCCCUCUCAUAAAUCGACUUCAUAAUGCUGCUUACCCAGAGGGCCCUGUGUUUUCUCUGACGUUAUUGCAUGUGCUCAGUGCACCCUUGCAUGGGCUUGCAAAUGCUCUUGUCUUCGGUAAGGACACCUGGAGUCAGCUGAGUACAACAGGAAUAAAGAUGGCUGUCCAGUCUCGGCUAUGUGACAGCACAAUGAUUGGAGAGUACCAUGCUGCAAAUGUAAGAUACACACAUGACCUCGAUACACACUCCGAUUCCGAUGAUGAGGACAACAACAUCCUAUUUUACAGCCCGGACAUGAUCUUAAAAGAUAGGGGACCCUGGGAGAAUGUUUAGAAAGUGUAUGUGUGUAUGUGUGUGUGUGUGUGU